This is a messenger RNA of Haliotis rufescens (red abalone), 6255 nucleotides long. RefSeq names its product cell death abnormality protein 1-like. Gene Ontology annotation, biological process: protein dephosphorylation. The transcript is spliced from 23 exons. The coding region runs from base 329 to 4906 and encodes 1525 amino acids. Gene Ontology annotation, molecular function: protein tyrosine phosphatase activity. The record is from RefSeq and is a predicted model, not a curated record. NCBI's taxonomy places the organism in Eukaryota, Metazoa, Mollusca, Gastropoda, Lepetellida, Haliotidae.
CGAAGCUCUUCGCAUGGUUUUUCUAUCUCCAUUUCCCCUGUAUGGAGCUUUGGAAUCUGGGUCGCUCUUCCGAACGCAGUCAGCAAUGUUCACAAGUGACAAGCAAGCACACAAGCGUUAAACUUCCUUAUUACAGCUGUGAGGAUGUGUGGUCACACUUCACACAACACACAGGAAGAGUUGAUACAUAGGGGGAACCACAAGUAUGGAACCUCUGACUCCAUGGUUCAUGAGUAUUUCACACUCCCUGGUGAAGGCCUUCCUACAUUAAACAUUCCUUGCUAGACAUUGAUUGUGUUCUGGUGUGUGAAGUAAGUAUAAUGUAACCAUGGCCAGGACAUGCUGUGUGCUGUGUGCGGUGCUCUUUGGGAUUCAAGUCAUACAAGUGUGGGCUGUCAGUCCAUGUGAGGAUACACCUAACUGGGUGGGAUAUUGUAGAGGCAGCACAGACUGCAGCUACCCAGUCAGUGUAUCAAGCCAAGCAUACAGCCACUGUAAGAAGACCUGCAAGAUCUGCGAAUCAGACACAGCGUGUGCUGAUGGCUACUAUGGUGCAGACUGUAAGCCCUGUGUAUCUCGCUGUAACAGCAGCGGCCAGUGUGAGGACAAGGGGUCCAGUGAGUGUCCACAGACAUGUCCAGAUGGUUACUACAGCUUCAACUGUAAUAGGAGAUGUCCUAGCAACAUCUGUGCUGCAUGUAAUCGGUGGUCUGGAGAGUGUGAGGCAUGUAAAGAUGGAAGCUAUGGCAGGAAAUGCCUCCAAAGAUGCUCAGAACAUUGUAUGGACAAAACUUGUGACAUAGAUAGCGGAGAAUGUCUUGAUGGGUGUGAACCUAUGUGGGUGGGUGAGAAAUGUGAUGUUAAAGAAGUAAUCUGUGAGAACUGCAAUCUUCAUAGCUGUACAGAUGACAUGACAUGUCUAUCUGGUUGUAAGAAUACAUGGUAUGGCCCCAAGUGUGACCAACAGUGCAAAAAUUGUAAAAAGAAAAAUUGUACCAGUUCUGGUGUCUGUCAAGCUGGAUGUAUAGCUGGCUUCUAUGGGAACACAUGUACUGAAAGCUGUAGUGAGUUUUGUGACAAGAAACGAUGUAAUCAGACUGGCUACUGUAACAACUGUGUGUCAGGAAGACACGGAGAAGACUGCACCAGGAUCUGCAGCACCAACUGUGAGGGCCCCUGCUACAGAAAUACUGGGAAAUGUAAAGACUGUUCAGUUGGAUGGUAUGGACGGUUUUGUACAAAAUCCUGCGACAACUGUCUGAAUGGAUGUGAGAGAAAAGGGAAAUGUAAAGAUGGUUGCAAGUUAGGCUGGUAUGGGGGAAAGUGUACUACACCUUGCUCCAACUGUUUUAAUGGUUCCUGUGAACAGUCCUCAGGACAUUGCGAAAGGGGAUGCAGUCCAGGAUAUCAUGGUAUUAAGUGUGACCAGCUCUGUGGUCAGCAUUGCAAGGACAGCGUGUGUGAUCAGACAUCUGGACUUUGCAUUGAGUGCAAGGACACAUGGUAUGGGGCUAACUGCACCAAGGAAUGUAGUUCCUCCUGCAGCAAUAGUCAUUGUGUGACAGACUCAACUGGAUCUCCUGAAUGUACCCAUGGAUGUGUUGAUGGCAAGAAGGGAUCUUACUGUCAGAAGCAAUGCCCAGAUCAAUGCUAUAACUGCACAGAUGAUAAUUGUAUGGUAUGCAAGGACGGUUUUCAUGGAGAUGAUUGCAGAGAGACCUGUCCAGCCAACUGUGAACAUGGCUGUCAGAAGGACACAGGAUUGUGUACAUCAUGUAAGGUUGGCUUUUUUGGCACUCAGUGUCAGUCGUCCUGUAUUUUCAGAUGCAAAGCAUCUGACUCAGGGGAUCAGUUCUGUAGCUUCAGUGAUGGAGCUUGCCUCAAUGGCUGUAUUGACACAGUAUAUGGGACUCGUUGUGAUCAGAAUUGUAGUGACACCUGCAGAGAUCAGACAUGUAAUGACAAAGAUGGUACCUGUACAAGCGGAUGUAUGGAGGGCUGGAAAGGUCCCAAGUGCAAAACCACAUGUCCAUCCAACUGCAAGUCAUGUACCGACAUCUCCUGCACUGAGUGUAAUCCAAGCUGGUUUGGUGACAACUGUCGGAGAGAAUGUCCAAAUUGUGCUGAGGGGAACUGCAUUCGACGAUCAGGUGUUUGCCAAGAAGGAUGUCUACCAGGGUUUCAUGGUAAAAAGUGUGACCUCAAGUGUGCCACAUAUUGUAAAAUGCGUGAAGGUACGUACAAUUUUGUUUAUUGUGACCAGAAUACUGGUCGAUGUCUCGACGGCUGCACAGAUGGACAUUAUGGUGACCUGUGUAACAGAAACUGCAGUAAAACGUGUCAUGCGCAUGUCUGUGAGCAGAACUCCGGAAAGUGUAACAAUGGCUGCCAAAGCGGUAGACAUGGGGACUUCUGUGACCGGAAGUGUAGUGUACGUUGUGGGAGAUCCACUGACAGACAGUGCAUCCAGGCUGAUGGUUCCUGUAAUUUAGGCUGUCUGAAAGGCUGGUAUGGAUCCCACUGUGACAAGAACUGCUCAGAUGGAUGUUAUGAAGGAGCCUGUAGACAGAGCUCAGGACUGUGUGUGCAAGGUUGUGAGAAGGGCAUCAUGGGAGACACAUGUGACACUGCAUGUCCUUAUGGUCGCUAUGGCUACAACUGCAGUGGAACAUGUGGUUACUGUAGAAGCAAUGCUACCUGUGACAGUAUCCACGGCAACUGUUCUAUGGGAUGUGCAGAUGGUUAUGGAGGCUUCUUCUGCUCUGACAGAAUGAUAAUCGCACCAUCGCCUGGUCCUAAAAGUGCAGGACCAAUUUCCUUUACCAUGAUCCUAGCUGUGGUGGCCAUCUUGCUGAUAGUGGUCCUCCUGGUUGUAGGUUUCCUAGUCUACAAAAGAAAAAUUACAAGGGGAGUGAGACGUUUUUCCAUAUCUACCAAGAGGGAUGAAGACGAAUACGAGAUGAUAUCUGUGUAUCCUAGUGUGGAUACCAUUUCAGAUCUCAAUGAAGUCCCUCCCAGACUACCUACAUGCGGAGUACAUGAAAGAACAGAAAACCAAAGUGGAAACAGGCCUCAAGUCGGAGAGAAGAAAAUGGACGAUGACAGUGCCUACUGCAACGUACCCUUGGUUACCAGAGUGAUGACAAAUACACUCCAGUACCAUGUCAAGCAGCUUAGAAAGCAUGGCGGUUUUCAGAAACAGUUCGAUAAAUUGCCGUCGGGUUUACUACAUAAUUACAAUGCUGCUAUGAAGAAUGGAAACAGGCAAAAGAACAUUUACAAAGAAGUGUAUGCCUAUGACAACACACGUGUGAUUCUUGAGCUCAGCGAAGACAACUCUUCUUCAGAUUACAUCAAUGCUAAUUUUAUCAGUGGUGUCGACGAUCCAAACAAGUUUGUUGCAGCUCAAGGUCCUAUUGAUAAAACCAUCUGUGAUUUCUGGUUGAUGAUUUUCCAACUUCGUACGAGCAAAAUUGUUAUGCUGACCGGCACAGAAGAAGAAGGACGAGGGAAGUGUGUGAGGUACUGGCCACUGCAUGGUUCAGGGCCAGAUCGCCAUGGCAAUUUGGAGAUUGAGUGUUCCACAGAAGAGACCCUGGUACAUUGCACAGUCAGGACAUUCAAGAUGUGGAAAAUACUUCCGUGUGGGUCAAAAGGCUCGAGAACUAGGAUAGCUCAACACUUCCAAUUCGUCAACUGGCCCGACAGAGGGAUGCCUCCCGAUGUGGCUUCUCUGGUGGAGUUCUACUUCAAAGUGAAGAACACACCUACACACGGACAGGGACCCAUGGUUGUGCAUUGCAGUGAUGGUGUUGGACGAACUGGAACCUUCCUAGCUCUGUGUUACCUGAUAGACGAGGCCAAGUCAUCAGACACGGUGGAUCCCUUCAGCUGCGUCAAGGGGAUGAGGCAUGAGAGAGUCAACAUGGUGCGGACACUGGAACAGUACGAGUUCCUCCACAAUGCCCUGAUUGAGGCCCUGAUGGCUGGGGGAACAACCGUCUCCAAAUCAGACUUCAAGACCUGCUAUGACAAUCUCCUACAGAGCAAUCCAGAAACAGGCAUCUCCAGGCUUAGAGAACAGUUUGAGACCCUCCAGUUGAUGAAGCGUCCCUAUAGACUGAAAGAGUACCGAACUGCUAUGCUGCCAGAAAACAUCUCCAAGAACAGGUUCAAGGACAUUCUAGCAUCUGACAGUCAUCGACCAGUCCUGUCGAGCAGUACACUGGAGAGGACGGAUUAUAUCAACGCCGUCUAUCUGCCGGGUUGCAGGACCACGACGGCCUUCCUGCUGACACAGGUGCCGAUGCCAGACACAGUGGUGGACUUCUGGAGGAUGGUGAUUCAGACGGACUCACAGACCAUUGUCAUGCUCAACGACGACCACGAUGAUGCAACGACUGUCGGCUACUACUGGCCACAGAGCUCUAGACAGGAGGUAUUCGGGACACACCUUGUGGAGGUGGAGGAGACGGAGAACUACGAGUGCUACUCAAUCACCACGCUAUCAGUCCGCGAGACUGAAGACGACACAGAGACCCUUCCCCCGAGAACCAUCAAGUUGUUCCGGUGCCACUACUGGCCCCAAGGGCAGACAACUCCCGAGUCUUCCUUACCCUUGCUGGCUAUGAUAGAGGCAGUGGAAGUGUGGCGUGAAGUAACAGACUUUAAGCCAGUCACCGUCCAUUGUUGGGAUGGCGUUGGUAGAUCUGGUCUGUUCUGUGUUCUGUCGACCAUCUUGGAAAGACUUAAGAUUGAGCUUGACAUCAGCAUUCUGCAGACCAUCAACCAGAUGAGACUUUGUAGACCUCAGCUCAUACAGAACUUCGAACACUUCCAGUUCUGCUACAAGGCAACACAGGACUAUCUGGACACUUUCUCAGUAUACUCAAGUUUGAUAGACUGAGUAGCGCAGGGCUAUCUCCACACUUUCUCAGUAUACUCAAGUUUGAUAGACUGAGUAGCACAGGGCUAUCUCGACACUUUCUCAGUAUACACAAAUUUGAUAGACUGAGUAGCACAGGGCUAUCUCGACACUUUCUCAGUAUACACAAAUUUGAUAGACUGAGUAGCACAGGGCUAUCUCGACACUUUCUCAGUAUACACAAGUUUGAUAGACUGAGUAGCACAGGACUAUCUCGACACUUUCUCAGUAAACUCAAGUUUGAUAGACUGAGUAGCACAGGGCUAUCUCGACACUUUCCCAGUAUACUCAAGUUUGAUAGACUGAUUAUCACAGGACUAUCUCGACACUUUCUCAGUAUAAUCAAGUUUGAUAGACUGAGUAGCACAGGACUAUCUCGCCACUUUCUCAGUAUACACAAGUUUGAUAGACUGAGUAGCACAGGGCUAUCUCGACACUUUCUCAGUAUACACAAGUUUGAUAGACUGAGUAGCACAGGGCUAUCUCGACACUUUCUCAGUAUACUCAAGUUUGAUAGACUGAGUAGCACAGGGCUAUCUGGACACUUUCUCAGCAUACACAAGUUUGAUAGACUGAGUAGCACAGGGCUAUCUCGACACUUUCUCAGUAUACACAAGUCAGAUAGACUGAAUAUCACAUGGCUAUCUGGACACUCGUCAGUAAAAACAAAUGUUGACAGACUGAUGAAAUAAGGCGUGUUGAAGGCUGCUUUUAGCAGUAUCUCUGUUACACCAGGUUGGCGUGUAAGUAUUAAUAUGUCUUAAAAUGUAGUAAACAUGUGCAUACAAACUCUGUAUCAGGCAUGUAGAUUGAAAGAGAUAGAAGAAUCGAUAGAUACAUGUUGUAAAUAUAUGUGAAUGUGUGUGUGUGUGUCUGUGUGUGUGUGUGUGUGUCUGUGUGUGUGUGUGUGUGUGUGUGCGCGCGCGUGUGUGUGUGUCAACUGUGACAUUACUGUGUAUAGAUUUACCUUCACAAUCCUUAAAUAACUGUACAAACCUCUUAGCUGCAUGUUUACAUGUUAUAUAUCGCUUCUGAGUUUCUAAUCUAUCAGACGUUUUCAACAAAUCGUUAUUGUUUAUUGUUUUAUAAGUAGCUUGAAUGUCCAUGAAGCAAAAUAGUGGUGGAUGGAAAUGUAUUCGCAUUUAAAAUAAUUUUGUGGUAAUGUAUAUAUAUUCAUAUAAUGUAUAAAGAUGUGGGACUUGUGUUGAUGAUUAUUAUUAUAAGACACAGUUUCAGUCUCGUUCUGUUUUGUUUGAUUUGGAUACUUUCUUAUCACAUUUCCCGUUGAGGAGGAAGACAAGUGUAUUAAAGAAUCAUUUUUAAAAUCUCAA